Oncorhynchus kisutch (coho salmon) is the source of this 2212-nucleotide messenger RNA. RefSeq names its product ring finger protein 11b (gene rnf11b). Gene Ontology annotation, molecular function: ubiquitin protein ligase activity. The record is from RefSeq and is a predicted model, not a curated record. The transcript is spliced from 3 exons. Gene Ontology annotation, biological process: ubiquitin-dependent protein catabolic process. Bases 406 to 870 code for a protein of 154 amino acids. NCBI's taxonomy places the organism in Eukaryota, Metazoa, Chordata, Actinopteri, Salmoniformes, Salmonidae. Gene Ontology annotation, cellular component: ubiquitin ligase complex.
UACGUUCGUUACCUUCCCCGCGUUUGACGGGGCUGGAAAGUCCCUUUCAAAUGGUCUUCAGUCUGAAGAUGAGAAUCCGUUUUUAGAGCAUUAAUAACUAUUAGGUGUUUAGCAUUAUUACGUUCAACCUGCACACAGGCGUUGUGAGAGUUCUAGCUAGCAAACAACCGCUAAAUCACUUCAGUUUGAGGGUGUACAUUGGCUAGGUGGCCAGCCAGGCUCUUUGUGUAGGGAUGUUUUGUUUUUGUUGAACAUCACAGCUCUCGUAGCUUGUUAGAUCAUUUGCAAUGUGUUGAAGCCCAUAAUAUUGAUAGCAUACGGUGCGAAUUUUGACUGAAAGGUUAGAAAAAGUAGCCUGUGGACGUUGCAAAGCGACAAAGAUAUAAGGAGUUUGACGUCGAGGAGAUGGGGAAUUGUCUAAAAUCUCCAACCUCGGAUGAUAUUUCCUUGCUUCAUGAAUCACUAUCGGAUAGAGCUAGUUAUGGUGAUGGGGCAGAUCCAGAUCAGGAACCACCGCCACCAUACCAGGAGCAGCCCUAUGUGCCAGUGUACCACCCCACGCCCAGUCAGGCCCGCCUGGCCAGCCAGCUAACAGAGGAGGAGCAGGUCCGCAUUGCCCAACGCAUUGGCCUCAUACACCACCUCCCCAAGGGAGUGUACGACGCUAGCAGGGACGGCUCCGAGAAGAAAAUCAGAGAGUGUGUGAUUUGCAUGAUGGACUUUGUGUAUGGAGACCCCAUCCGGUUCCUGCCCUGCAUGCACAUCUACCACAUGGACUGUAUAGAUGACUGGCUGAUGCGCUCCUUCACCUGCCCCUCCUGCAUGGAGCCAGUGGAUGCUGCGCUGCUCUCCUCCUACGAGACCAACUGAGACACAACAGCACCACCGCUACCACCCCUGCACACUAUUUUGACUUACUCCCACAUUCCACCUAUGCGGCCCCCUCCAGCAUCCCCAUAACCCACAGACAGCACCUCCAACAUGGGGGAGGGUCACAGCCUCUGGGAGCAGUUGAGGGCUGUGUGGUGGUGUUGAAGGGUGCUGUGGAGGCGAUGGAUGGCUAACACAGAGAGGGGGCCUCUACCUUCUGGCCUGGCCUGCUGGACAGGAAAGCACAGGCUGGGGGAGGACUGUGGAUACUUGUGACCAAGACUGUCUCUUACUGUCAUAUAUCACCCUCUGUCCACAGCCAACAUUUUUAACGCAUUAAAACUCUCUAGAAAUACAGAUAUAUGCAAAGAUCUCUUGCAAGGAGGUGAUUCACUGGCUUUCCUCUCCUAAACAUUGUGUUCAAGCUGGAAGCUCUGUUCUACCAGUCCUCUUAAGGGCUCAUUGGAUUAGUUUUACUAAUACAGAGGAGCAAACUAUUAAUGCACAUGUACACAAAUCAGAAGUCAAAAACUGAUCAUAUUGGUCUGCUAGGGGUUGGUCGCAAGGUGUGUUCGAUCAAAAUACUCUUGUUUAGCACAGUCUUUCUAGACUGCACAUCACGUUUCAUACCAGAGAUAUUCAACCUUCAUUUCACCCCAUUCAGAACAAGUGUCAGUCAUAUUACCAAGACCAUAUGAUUUAUCAUAAUUAGGCCCCUGUGUUUUGGUUAAUCAUGUCACAUGACCUGGAUUUUAACCUUUUCUUUUUAGCCUUUUCCAGAAUUUAGAUUCAAAAUGAAAGCAAUUGUCUAAGGAUGGAGCUGAUGCAUCUGACAUAAAAAGUUUGAUGAAAAAGCUUUAAAUAAUGGUUGAAAUCCAGGUCAUGUGACAUGAUGAACCAAAACACAGGGCCCUAGUUCAUAAUGCAUACACACAAGUCAUUCAGUUAAUUUCAAUGAAUUAAGUUACAUGCCCUAGUGUUUAUUUAUUAGUUCAACAUAUGAAUCAUCAGGUUGUUGUGCAAGGGGUUUGGAAAUGAGUGUGCUAACCACCCCAAACCUUUAGAUUUGUGUGUUCGUCUGCAUCUGUCUGAGCACGUGUGUUUCCUCAUCCUACUUGUAAAUAAUGUUGUUUUUCCAAGAUCCUGAUUUUCAUACUUAAACAUAGAAAAAAUCUCUAAUGUAUUAUGAUAACAUGCUAGAACCUUUUAACAACUAUUCAAUCAGCACAGUUCGCUCUAACCAAUAGUUAAUAAAUAAUGGGUGUGGUUUUGGUCAUGUUAUGUUGCUGUAUUUUGACUGGCUCGAAUUAAAUGCAAAUGUUUAUUUCCAUUUUAUUUUAAA